This is a messenger RNA of Ceratina calcarata, 281 nucleotides long. RefSeq names its product UPF0193 protein EVG1-like. The record is from RefSeq and is a predicted model, not a curated record. The annotation marks the transcript as partial. NCBI's taxonomy places the organism in Eukaryota, Metazoa, Arthropoda, Insecta, Hymenoptera, Apidae. The transcript has a single exon.
UUAGUGGCGCGUGGAAUUCAAGAGCGAAUGGAAUUUUUAAGCGACAUGGAAUGCCUUGGAAUGGGUAAAAAGUACCGUCCUAUGAUACAACAAGAAAUCGCUGGUAAAUUGCGAUUAAUCGAAUCGGUGGAUAAGCAAAAGUCCAAAGAGAUUCGAAAAGAGAUCAGGGAUCUAGAGAGACCAGUGCCGAAACCAUUCCCUUUAGGACAACUCGAUGAUAACUAACAAUUUUUCUAACUUACGAACUCACUUAAGUAAUUUAUAUUUUGUACGAAUUUUGU